Molecule: messenger RNA, 450 nt
Organism: Wallemia ichthyophaga EXF-994
Lineage: Eukaryota; Fungi; Basidiomycota; Wallemiomycetes; Wallemiales; Wallemiaceae
Exons: 2
Coding region: 1-450 (149 amino acids)
Biological process (GO): intrinsic apoptotic signaling pathway
Cellular component (GO): mitochondrion
Source: RefSeq, a predicted model, not a curated record
AUGAGAAAUGGAUUGAUAGCAUUCAGGCAAAUACCGGCGACGCUUAUUGGUCCGCCUUCACAGUACAGCCAUUUAAGGCCAAUCAGAUACGCUUCAGAGGAUGCAACAACACCGAAUCAGCAACAUCACCCAUACGAACCAACUAAUCAAAUUGAUCAUUUCUCAUCAGAGGAAUUGUCAUUUGACCUAUCAAGACGCAAGUUAGAUAAUUUCAAUGAUAAAUUCUGGUCAGAUAACAAUAUUCGCUGUGAGCACGCGUUGAAGGAGUUUGUAGGCGAUGCAGAGGGUGAAAGGAGGCAGGUACUCUUACAGCAAUUUUGGAGGGAUUGGUCAUUUGCCAAUCAUGAACGCUAUUAUAACUGGUCCAAGUACUGGUGGUCUGCACAACUCAGUCUACUCUACCCUGCACUCAAAUUAUCCAUUAAACAAUCCCUGAAAAUCUUCUUGUAA